This is a messenger RNA of Salmo salar (Atlantic salmon), 3573 nucleotides long. The record is from RefSeq and is a predicted model, not a curated record. NCBI's taxonomy places the organism in Eukaryota, Metazoa, Chordata, Actinopteri, Salmoniformes, Salmonidae.
UUAUAUCAGCAGAUCUAUCACCAUGGCUUCUGAAGCAGUGGUUGUGUUGCUGCUGGUCUUCUUGUCAGGAUCUACCUUUGGGAUAAAGCUGGAAGGAAAUGGAUACACAGAUGUUCUUAUUGCUAUUAACCCAGUGGUGCCUGAGAACCCACUGCUCAUCAAGAGAAUCAAGGAAAUGGUGAGCAAUGCGUCAUCCGUACUCUUUACAGCCACUGAGGACAAAUUCUACUUUGAAGAGAUAACAAUACUAGUGCCACCAAACUGGACUCAAGGAGACUAUGGAAGAACAAAGACUGAAACCUAUGAAAAAGCCAACAUAGUCAUUAAUGAGGAAAAUCGUGCAUAUGGAGAUCAACCUUACACCCUGCAGUAUGGUCAAUGUGGAUCUGAGAGCCGGUACACUCAUUUGACCCCUAAAUUCAUGUUAGAUGAUGAACUCAUUAAACUGUAUGGACCCAGAGGUAAAGUUCUUGUGCAUGAAUGGGCUCACCUGAGAUGGGGAGUUUAUGAUGAAUAUGAUGACGGGCAGCCAUUCUACAAGGGUGCACACGGUGAUAUUCAGGCAACUAGAUGUUCCCUAGAGCUUUAUGGUCAAAUUGUCAACAGAAUUAACCACACAAAUUGCACACACAUUGACCCGAACACCAAGAUAUAUACACAGGACUGUGUGUUCGUAGCAGACAGCGAAUUGUGGAAGAAAACUGCAUCUUUAAUGUCCUAUCCAAGUUUAGAUAAGGUUACGAGAUUCUGCUCCAAGAAAACACACAACAGGGAGGCCCCUAAUGCACAGAACAGGAUGUGUGACAACAGAGAUGUGAUGGACGUUAUUUUCACAAGCUCAGUGGAUGCCAAAGCCAAUGUCCAGCCUCUGAAAGGACCACAUCCAGCACCUAGGUUCACUGUGAUGCAGAGGGGACAGAGAGUUGUCUGUCUGGUCCUUGAUGUUUCAGGAAGCAUGCAUGUACGUUACUGCAAUAUCAGUAUAAUUGUCGAGUUACGCAAAGACAAUGGCAAUACAAUGGGAGAUGAAAUCAUCCUUUUAACUGAUGGGGAAUCAGAAUUAGAUUGUGUGUCUGAGGUUAAAGAAAGUGGUGCCAUUGUAAAUACAAUUGCUCUUGGACCAAGUGCAAACAAAGAGUUGAAAAGGAUGUCAGAAAUAUCAGGUGGGAAAUAUUUCUAUGCAUCUGAUAAUCUGGAUCAAACUGAACUUGUGAAUCUUGAUAGUUCUGGAAUGAGAAGAAAAGGAAUUCUCAAUGGAACUGUGUCUGUUGAUCACACAGUUGGGAAUAAAACCACCUUUUUGGUGCUCCAUGAAAGUCAAUCACCAGAGGAUAUUGAAAUAAAAAGCCCUUCUGGACAAAUCUACGAUUUUAUUGAUUUUCAACCUUCUUCUAUUUCAAAAACACACUCCUUAGUUAUUCAAGGGACAGCAGAGACUGGAGAUUGGACAUAUACCAUAAAAAAUACACUGUCAGAUCAGUCUAUAACAAUAACAAUAACAAGUCGUGCUGUCAGUGAAGCCAUACCUCCAGUUACGGUCAAGGCUUACAUGAGCCAACAGUCCAUUGAUGGCAGCAAACCCAUGUUGGUGUAUGCAGAGGUCAACCAGAAAGGUGUUCCAGUGAUUCUGGCAGAUGUGAUGGCCACACUGGAGUCUGAUGCUGGGGACCAAUAUCAGCUAGAACUGCUGGAUAAUGGAGCAGGUGCUGAUGCUUUUAGAAAUGAUGGGAUCUAUUCCAGAUUUUUUACCACUUCUAAAAAAGGAAGGUACAACUUGAAAGUGAAAGUGCAAAGAAAAGACAAAGGCAAAAAUAAUGGGCAAGUUAGAUUGAAGAGACACAGUGUUGCCCCAUAUGUACCAGGAUAUGUCAUCAAAGGAAAAGUAGUGAUGAACCCCCCAAAGCCCCCAGUCAGUGAGGAUGACCUAGAGGCUGAUGUGGGCAGCUUCACCAGAACAGCCAUAGGAGAGAGCUUCUCAGUCAGUCUCCCACCUGGUGUCCCCCCUCCAAAUUUCCCCCCUAACAAAAUCACAGACCUGAAUGCAGAGAUAGAGGAGGACAAAGUGAUGCUCACCUGGACUGCACCUGGGGAAGACAUGGAUCAAGGCACAGCUGAUUCCUAUGAGAUCAGAGUCAGCAUGGACUUGGAAGCCCUGAGAGGAAAUUUCAGUGGAGCACAUCUAAUGAACACCUCUGACAUCCAACCACUAGAGGCAGGCUCUACAGAGGAAUAUUCCUUCCUGUCCAGUUACAUCAUCAAUGCUGAACCAGAGACGGUCAUGUUCUUUGCUGUAUGUUCUCGUGACAAGGAUUCUCUGAUGUCUGACAUGUCUAAUGUUGCUAAAGCCACAAAAAUGUUACCAUUUGUACCAUUUAUUCAAACUACAACUACGUCUACGAUAUCACAAUAUCUAAGUCCAAACCUAAAGCGGUCCUCUGGAUCAAAUGUAGUAGCAGUGGUUGUAUCAGUCAUUGGUACUGCUGCAGUCAUUAUUGCUGUGCUAGUUGUAAGCAGGAUGCGACUCAACAGACCCGGGAACACUCCCCACUUCACAGAGACACAGGUCUCUACAAGCCUGCUGUAACAAUUCACAGCACGAAUACAUCCAUGGCCUUACCAACACUAAAGAUAACUCUAUAAUUAAUAUAACACUCCUUUCUGAAAAACAAUGGCAACGCAAGCUAUUCUCUGUUUGAAUUUGAAAUAUAUUACCCUUUCCAAAGGCAAGACAGAAUUGUAUUUACUGAGAAGACAGAGAGCAGAGUAUGCCAUCUAUCGAGUAAGACUCAACCAUUAGUUCCAUCAUGGUAAUGCUCCCAGUCGUUUACUGGCUAACAAACUACGCAGUAAUGACCAAUUAGCUGAUAUAGCAACUUCUGAAUCUGAAAUCUGUCUGAAUCUGUCUCAAUGAACUUAAAAGGGCAUUGGAUAACAUGAAUAAAGGCAAAUCACCUGGAUGGAUGGUAUUCCCCCUGAGGUCUAUUUCAAAUAUUGGAAUCAAUUAGGUCCACUGUUGCUUGAAAUGACUAACACAGCCAUUCACAAAGGCUCAUUUGGGAGAGAUGUGAAUAAAGCACAAAUUUCGGCUUAUAAUAAAUUUAAAAAGUAAGGAUGCCACCCAGUGUUCUCACUAUUGCCCCCUAUCUUUGAUAAACACAGAUAUUUAACUGUUUUCCAAAAUGUUGUCAUCCCGUCUCGAGACUUUCUUACCCAAAUUGCUCGUCACAGACCAAAGCGGGUUUGUUAAAAAACGUUAAUCCACAGACAAUCGCCGUCAUCUGUUACAUAUCAACAAUGCUUCAACAGAAACAACAGCUUCUUGGGCUGUUUUAUCUCUCGAUGCAGAAAAUCUUUGAUAGACUAGAAUGUUAAUACCUCUGGUCGAUCUUGGAACAUAUGGGAAUUGGCUCCAAUUUCAUUAAUAUGAUUAAAAUACUAUAUGCCAAUCUCUCAGCCAUAGUUAUAACAGGCAAUAUCUGCUCUGCUCUGUUCAGAAUCACUUGAAGCAGCAGACAAUGCUGUCUGAUUUCUUCAUGGAACCCCUGGCCCAGGCAAAUCAUCAAUCGAAGGAAA